This is a messenger RNA of Rhizopus microsporus ATCC 52813, 1566 nucleotides long. RefSeq names its product nucleotide-binding domain-containing protein. Gene Ontology annotation, molecular function: D-amino-acid oxidase activity; FAD binding. NCBI's taxonomy places the organism in Eukaryota, Fungi, Mucoromycota, Mucoromycetes, Mucorales, Rhizopodaceae. The coding region runs from base 95 to 1144 and encodes 349 amino acids. The record is from RefSeq and is a predicted model, not a curated record. The transcript is spliced from 7 exons.
AUGUAUACAAAGCCUGGGAAUUACUGAUUUGAUAAUUUUGCUCCGCAGAGAUUUUGAUCAUUUCUUUCUCUCUUUUUCUUCGCUACUUUCCCUUAUGGAACAGACAAAGAUCGUUGUUAUUGGCGCUGGUGUCAUUGGACUUACCACUGCCCUUACUUUAAAAAAAAGAGGAUGGAAAAACGUAAAAAUCAUUGCUAAAUAUACACCUGGUGACAUGGCUAUUGAAUACACUUCUCCAUAUGCAGGUGCGCACUGGAGGACAAUGGCACCCAAUGACAAUCCGCUGCUACAAAAACUGGAUGCAGUUAGCUAUCGAGAAUUUCUUAGAAUUGCUGAACAAGAAAGCAAAUCUAAUACAGGAAUCAUGGUUGUACCAAGCUAUGACUAUUAUCAGGAUAUCAAUCCUGAAUUCACUAACCCAUGGUUCAAGGAUUUGGUUAAAAAUUUUAAAUUUUUAAGAGAGAAAGACGAGCUACCAGAAAAUGCAAAGAUAGGACAUACUUAUACAACAGUUCUUGUCAAUUCACCUAUAUAUCUGAAAUGGCUAGAAAACAAUUUUAAAGGACUAGGUGGCGUUAUUGAAAAAAGAGCUAUUAAUGAUUUACGAGAAGUCCUUCAUCAAGAUGUAGAUGUAGUAAUCAACUGUACCGGUUUAGGGUCUAAAUAUAUAGCUGGUAUCCAAGAUAAGGCGCUUUAUCCAACUCGUGGACAAACGAUCGUAGCCAGAGCACCUCACAUCAAAAGAACACUCACGUAUAUUGGAUCACAUGGCAUUACGUAUAUUAUUCCACGAUCAGAUGGAACUGUUGUUUUAGGUGGCACUGCUAAUAAGAAUGACUUCAACCCAUUUUCUGAUACAGACACGAACCAAGACAUACUAGAAAGAACCAAAAGGCUAUGUCCUGAACUAUCUACAGCUGGUGAUUUAGAAAUUGUAAGAUAUAGCGUUGGCCUAAGGCCAACAAGAGAGGGAGGACCACGAUUUGAAAAUGAAAUUUAUAGAACAGAGAGCGGACGCAAGGUGCUUGUCACCCAUGCAUACGGACAUGGAGGGUUUGGCUAUCAAUCAAGCUGGGGAUCUGCUGAGCAUACAGUUGAAAUGAUGGAAAGAGGGCUGUCCAAGAUACACAAUGCCAAACUUUAGACUAAUUUGAUGAAGAAGGGGAGAAAAAGUUUUUAUUCUAAAAUCUAUGAAUUUGUCUAAACGAGUUUUUUACGAUCUAAAAUGUUAUCUGUAGUUUUGUUAUAUUGACAAAAGUAAACAAAGCAACGUCUUUGCAUACAUCUGUAUUAGAAAAAGUAAGUAAUCAAGAAAGCUGCAGCAAGCAAGGUGCUGAAGAGAGAAGCCUUGUUCAUAUCUGCCAUAUUUUCCAUAAAUUCAAUCUGCUGAUUACUUUCUUCUCCGCCAAUUGUUGCCAAGGGCUCUGUUGCUACAAGCUGCUGUCCUUGAUGAUAAUUAGGCUGCUUGUAUGAAAACUUGUCAUAAGUGUAUUCACGUCCAUCUGCAUCUAUAAAAUAAAAACAGUAUUAAUAAAAGUUCAUUCGUGCUUCUUGAUUAUAUAUUAC